This is a messenger RNA of Pipistrellus kuhlii (Kuhl's pipistrelle), 624 nucleotides long. It is a transcript of the gene BIRC5, whose product is annotated as baculoviral IAP repeat containing 5. The record is from RefSeq and is a predicted model, not a curated record. The transcript is spliced from 4 exons. Lineage: Eukaryota; Metazoa; Chordata; Mammalia; Chiroptera; Vespertilionidae. Bases 73 to 501 code for a protein of 142 amino acids.
CUUCCCGACAGGCCUUGCGGCGGCCGCCAACCGCCUGAUUUGAAUCGCGGCGCGGCCGGGGGAGGCGGUGAGAUGGGUGCCCCGUCGUUGCCCGAGGCCUGGCAGCUCUACCUCAAGGACCACCGCAUCUCCACGUUCAAGAACUGGCCCUUCCUGGAGGGCUGCGCCUGCACCCCGGAACGGAUGGCGGCCGCCGGCUUCAUCCACUGCCCCACCGACAACGAGCCCGACCUGGCCCAGUGCUUCUUCUGCUUCAAGGAGCUGGAGGGCUGGGAGCCCGACGACGACCCCAUGGAGGAGCACAGGAAGCACUCGGCGGGCUGCGCCUUCCUUUCCGUCAAGAAGCAGUUUGAAGAGCUGACCCUCGCGGAAUUUUUGAAACUGGACAAGGAAAGAGCCAAGAACAAAGUGGCAAAGGAAGCCAACAAUAAGCAGAAAGAAUUUGAAGAAAUCGCAAAGAAAGUCCGCGCCGCCAUUGAGCAGCUGGCCGCCGCGGAGUGACGCCCGCCGCUCCGGAGGACGGCCCUCCAGGCUCGGACCCAGGGCCCUGGGCGUGGCAGAGGCUGGGCGUGGAGGGCACGGCCCUGAGGAGGACUUAGCCUGCGCGCUGGCCGGCACAGUGGC